Messenger RNA from Ooceraea biroi (clonal raider ant), 2950 nucleotides. It is a transcript of the gene Oseg5, whose product is annotated as intraflagellar transport protein Oseg5. NCBI's taxonomy places the organism in Eukaryota, Metazoa, Arthropoda, Insecta, Hymenoptera, Formicidae. Gene Ontology annotation, biological process: cilium assembly. The record is from RefSeq and is a predicted model, not a curated record. Gene Ontology annotation, cellular component: intraciliary transport particle B; cilium. Gene Ontology annotation, molecular function: protein binding.
AUGGUUACCGUAGGGAUAAAACGUAAACAAAUUGAAGUGCACAACAUAAAUUGAAUUUCUGUCAAACCAACGUCACUUUGGAAAAGAAGAAACUUUAUCUGUUAUUAAUAAUAUUUGCUUUUACGUAUUCUCACAGUGUCUAUUAUAGCAGUUGUUUCAAAUGAAAUUCAAAAUAUCCGUACAAAAUAUUAGUGGACACAAACGUUGUGUCACUUGCGUAGCAUGGAGUUCGACAGAUGAAAUUUUUUCAUGUGGGGAAGACCAUUUAUUAAUAUGCUGGAAUUUAGAAGGUGGUACUGCACACCCCACUGUUGUAACAGAAUUUCCAAAUGAUUUUUACCCUACUGAUAUGCAAUGGCAUCCAUAUUUUAAUAACAAUGUUCCCAUUGUUAAGGGAUCGUCUUUUGAUAUAUUGUUGAUCACUACCACAGAUGGAAAGUAUCAUUUGGUUAAACGAAAUGGUCGCAUCGACAAAACAAUUUCUGCUCAUGAAGGCGCAACAACACUGGGAAAAUGGAGUUAUGAUGGUUCUGCGUUAUUAACAGCUGGUCAGGAUGGACUAGUUAAGAUCUGGUCCCGUAGUGGUAUGCUUCGGUCUACAAUAAUAAAAGCGAAUCUUGCUAUACUAACAGCGAACUGGAGUCCGGACUCAUCCAGUAUACUGUACUCUCAAGGUGCAAAUUUGAUUCUUCAGUCGCUCAAUUCCAACUCCAAACCAUAUAAGUGGCAUGCACAUGACGGUUUAAUCCUUGUCACGUGUUGGAGUCGAAAGAAUGGACACAUAAUUUCGGGUGGAGAAGAUUGUAGGUAUAAGGUAUGGGAUGCUAACGGUUCUCAUUUAUAUAGUAGCAACAUUGAAGAUCAUCCUGUGACGGCAAUCAGCUGGUGUCAUACUUCCGAAAAUUAUUUCGCGGUCGGAUCGUUUAAUACUAUCAAAUUAUGUGAUAAAAAUGGAUGGUCGCAUUCUAUGGAAAAGGUGAAUACUGGAAGCAUUUACAACAUAGCUUGGUCCAGCGAUAGUACGCAAGUAGCUAUGGCAUGCAGCAAUGGAAAACUUUUGAUGGGACACAUUAUAGAUAGGAGAUUAGAAUGGGAUAAUUAUGAAGCAACAUUGAUAAAAAGAAAAGUGAUUGAAAUUAAAGAAAUUGGUAACGACGUACACGAAGUUCUCGAGAUUUCUGAUCGUGUAGUGCAUCUCGAGUUCGGCUUCGGUCAUUUGGUUGUUAUCACACCCUUGCAGUGCCAUGUAUAUUCCGUUACAAAUUGGAAUACACCGGUGAUAUUUAAUUUGAAAGGAAAUACCAUCUCUGCUAUACUUCUUGCGGAGAAGCAUUUCCUAAUUGUAGAAUGGAAUGUUGUAUCGUUGUACAGUUAUCAAGGCCGUUUAUUGGGUACUCCCAAGUGGAAGAGACACACCCAAGAGCCACUUUAUACUCCUUGUGUAUCAUUGUGUACGGACACUUUGGUCAUAAGGGAUCAAAGUAACGAAAAAUUGCUCCAUAUUUUGGAUUUACCUAGCAACAAACCGAUAGUGGAAAGUCAAUCGUAUUCGCACUUGUACAAUGUGACACAACUGGCGUUAAAUUAUAUCGGCAAUGCAAACGAUCGCCAGUUGGCGUUAGUUGACAUCAAUAAAGAUUUAUUUUUGGUAGCGUUAAGAACUACAGGUUUUGGGAGAAUUUGCAAAAUAGCUGCAAUGGCGCAAAAUAUUGCAUGGGCGACUGAUGCAAACGUUUUAGCCGCAAUGCUAGAUGCAACUCUGUCAGUAUGGCUAUGCCCUAAUUGUGUCCAUUAUAAUGAUCGCAAAAUAAUACGCCGAACACGAAUUGACAAGGAAAACAGUGAAUUUGGAAAACAGCCUAGUAUUGUAAGCGUUCGCAACGGCAUGGUCGUAAUAAGACGCGGAGAUGGUGCUACGGUGGCUUCCUAUUUCUACAAUCUGUUCACGAGUUUGUAUGAACACGUAUCGAAUAAAAGAUUGAAAGAGGCGCUGUUUCUUUGUCGUAUAGCUCAGAACGAGAUAUUGUGGACUUGCAUGGCUAUUAUGGCAACCGGUAAUAAAGAAUUACACGCUGCAGAAGAAGCUUAUGCAGCUAUAGGUAGAUAUGAUAAAGUAGACUAUAUCAAAUAUAUCAAGAGUUUACAUACCGCUGCUGAGAAACAUGCAAAAGUGGCAUUACUCGCAGGUGAUUUGUUGACAGCGGAAGGUAUACUAUUACAGAACAGCUUGGUUGACGAAGCUGUGCGCACCAAUAUCGAGACCUAUAAUUGGAACAGGGCUUUGGAGUUAGCGAUUAAACACAAAAAUCAGCUUGAAAAGGUUUUAAAAGCAAGAGCGAAGUAUUUACAGAUCAUUGAUAAAAGCGAAACGAACCCAGGUUUUCUUACACUCACAGCAUCAACUUCAUCAGUUGAGACUAAAGGAUCUACUUAGAGACCAGUCGGAUACCCUUCGAAUUCUUCUAAGUCAGUUUAAACUGGUGGAAGAGCUGAUAAAAAGGUGAAAGCUCUAUAAAGUGACGAUCUAAAUCACAAAAGAUUACGACGACUAACGACUUCUCAACAAUUAAAAAGCGGCAAUGUUAACACGUAAUCAGGCUUAGCCGACAAAUUUUUAAGCAAACAACGGAAGCAACAUUAGGUGAAGAACAAAUAGCCAGGAAGAAAUUAGUAACGGGACUGGAACAUAAUAGGGGAGAAGAAGAGAAAAGAGAGACGUCUUAAACUCAACUAAAUUGGACUUCCGUUUGUGGUAAAUAGCGUACAGUCACAUUGAUAAAUUGGCGAGCAUGGCGAUACGAAAACCGUGAAAGCGAUAGCGAAAGGAGUGUUUGAGGAGAACGUGAUAGAGAAGGUGGACGUAUUGUAGACGAGUAAAGGCAUAUGAAAAAAAUAUAUGAGUGAAAUAUACUAGGACAAAAGAUAAAAGAAUAAAAUAUCGGUAGUAAAA